Molecule: messenger RNA, 7656 nt
Organism: Dreissena polymorpha
Lineage: Eukaryota; Metazoa; Mollusca; Bivalvia; Myida; Dreissenidae
Product: GTPase-activating protein skywalker-like
Exons: 13
Coding region: 195-2969 (924 amino acids)
Source: RefSeq, a predicted model, not a curated record
CACAUCUUGUGCUUCCGGUCAUUUGAGCAUUAUAGACUCAAGAUUUUUUGUGAUUUAACGAAAUGUUACAGAGGCUUUUAAUAACCUGAGACGAUGGUGCCAAAGACAGAGUCUCUACAAAUCAUUACAGAAAGCUGCAGCAAUACUCACAGAAUAAAAUGUGAAUAAAAUGUGAAAAUGUACAAUUAUUGAGAAUGAAUUGCGCUUCAGGAAAAAAUGAGAAGCGGCCAAGCAAAAAGGGGAAAAGACCUUCGAAGAAGCGAAAGGGCAAUGGUGAUGAGACUGAGGAUUUAGAAGGUGAGAAAAGGGAAUCGGUAAGAGAGCCUGACGAAGAGACAAAGACCAGUGAAGUUGACAGGAGAAUUAGUGAGCGCAGAAAGGAUAAUAGAGAAACACAUGGCCAUAUGGAGCAUGCUAGCACCACAGAUAAGAGUACCAUUGAUACAACAUCACCAAAGAAUACAGUUGUUGAUGAGACAAUACCAAAGAGAUCACAUAUUGAUCAAAAUGAGCUGGUUGAGUCAAAAAUUGGACCUGAGUGUGAUCCUAUAACUUUUAUUUGUACCACUGAUAGGGAUACUGAUGAACAGAAAAUGUUUAGUCCUGUAAUUACGUUUGGAGAAAUCGGAGAAUCAACAGAUUUCAUAGAUGGUGAGGAACCUGCUUUAGAAACAAUUGAAGAUCAGACAAUUGAUAAAUCAACGUGUGUUGUUGAUUGUGUGGAAGUCCAUGAGAAAUUGGACUUCGUAAAAGAGGUUGAGAAAGAUGAAGGUCUGGAAGUAAUAGAGACUUCCAAUGAAGAUAACAAUAAUGACAAUCAGUACAGAGAAGUGAUUGUUAAAGAUAGCAAAAAGUUGGAUGAAAGUUCAAAUGCUGUAACAAUUAAAGACACAAAACGUAGAGUUAGUGAAGGAGAAAGUGAUGAUGAGGAUGGUGCAAUUUAUAUAAAAAUGAGACAACAUGUAGAUAUUCUAAAUACAGAUAAUUUGCACAGUAUUAACAAUCAUGCAGAAAUAUACAAUCACCAAACAGACACUGUAAAUGCAACUGUGAAAGAUGGUCUAAACUCAGAGAAUACAGACAAAUCCACAAAUGAAACUUGCGAGCAAAAGUGGCAAUCAAAGGAUAAGAGACUUUCUGACAUUGCAGAAACAAAGGCAGAUUUUGAGGAUGCUAAAUGCGAAAGUGAAAGUGAAAAUGAAGACGAAAAAAAAGAGCAUGAAGUUAUUCAUGAGAUUGAGACAAAUGAAGAGCUUCCCUUCAGUCGACACGUAGACAGAUCGGCAAUUGCUAGAGUUCUGAUAGAACACGCCGAACACAUUAAUGAAGGACAUGAUGUCGAAGUGGGAGAAGAAAUAAUUGUGCAAUAUCUAAUAAAGAUGGACCGGAAACGCUUGAAGAAGGUUCUAAGGCCAGCAGCAUGGUCGUUGAACCACAAGAUACGGAAAGUGCUGUGGUAUAAGAUGUGUCAUUACCUGUACAGGGCCGAUGACAGUGACAUAUAUGCGGAAUACGUGCGGGAACUUUUUCCUAAAGAGGACCAGCCUGACAUUCGGAUUCCCGCAUUCGUCGACCCCAAGCAUGUGUACAGUUUCCACCUGAACAAAGGUGGUAUCCGCACGGCCCACAAGAUCCUUUGUGUGGUAGAGCACAUGUGCCCAGACAUCAUCAACAGCCCCCUGCUGUACUCCAUCACGUGUCUGUUCCUGCACUUCAUGGGAGCCUCACAGUGUUACAGCUGUGUGUACGCUAUGCUGCGAGACAGGGACUCCAAGUAUUUGCCGACCACCAAGGUCUCGUUCGAGGCGUCCAAGUUGGUCAUUCGUGACCUCGCCAAGAAGUAUGCGAAGUCUGGAUACUCAUACAUGGUUCGAAAUGUUGGAAACAUCGAUCAGGUGUUUGAUUCUUGGUUGUGGUGGGUCUUUGAGGAUCUUCCAAUCACAUAUCUAGUCCACAUUGUUGAUUGCUACCUUCACGAAGGAAUCAAAGUCAUAUACAGGGUGGUUCUUUCUAUCAUCAUACACUUCUAUAAACAUUCAGGCGAUGAUAAUUGUUUUGCAGGUAAGAGGUCUGGUCAGCGACUGGAAGGCAGCACAGUUGUACACAGCCUUCGAGAAUUCUGUAGAGACAUGCCCGUCAGAAUAGACAAGCUACUCAAGGCUGGCUUUUCUUUGCGCGGCUUCAGUCGCAAGGAAAUCAAGCGUCUGCAAAUCAAGCAUGAGAUGUACAUUACGAGUACCAAGAACAUCUCCGCGCUACAGGACGCCCUUCAGGAGAAACCGCUUGGCAGCCUGCCAAUGUCACGGUCAUUCAGUGGCCCAAUGGUCCUGCAGAGUUUUCCCUCGAACAUGGUCACAUCUGAUAUGCAUUCGAAGGAGCUGAAACGCACAUAUUCUGCCGGUGCCAUGAGUCCAUUGCCCAGCUUUCCUCAAGUCAAUUACUCGUCCCUGUUAGACAGGGCCAGUUUGUACGCUGUGUGGACGUGGCUGCCCAAUCGGUUCUCGGUGUGUCAGCCUGAGUUACUGUACACUACAGAGGAACACGGAACCAGCCUGGUUACCCUGUACCAGCGGGUGGAGAACCAUCAACCAACUGUCAUAGUCAUCAAAACUACCAAUGAUGAGAUAUUUGGUGCGUUCUGCUCGGCUGACUGGAGCGAUCGCAGGCAGAAGAGUUCGCUGCUGUCCUACUUCGGGACGGGCGAAACAUUUAUUUUCACACUGUACCCUAUCAAACAGAAGUACGAGUGGGUGGGGCUGAAGGACGAGAACAUACCAAACACCGCAAACAUGUUCCAGGCGGGAGACAACUCCAUCUUGACUAUUGGAGGAGGGCACGGGGAGGCCAUAUUCCUUGACGAGAACUUACUCCACUGUCGCAGUGAGAAGUGUGACACAUUUAACAAUGAGCCGCUAAGUCAAAGUGAGGACUUCAAGUGCAAGGUUGUCGAGGUGUACGGUCUCUCGUAGAGUUUUCUAGGACUUCAAAUGGAAAGUUGUCAAGGUUUAUGGACUAUCCUAGAGUUUUUGAGGAUUCCAGUAGAGUUUUAGGACUGCAGUAGAGUUUUGAGAACUUUAGUUUAGUUUUGAAGGACUUCAGUUAAGUUUCAAGGACUUCAGUACAGUUUUCAAGGACUGCUGUAGAGUUUUCAAGGCCUGAAGUAGAGUUUUCAAGGACUUCAGAUGAGUUUUCAAGGAGUGCAGUAGAGUUUUCAAGGACUUCAGUAGAGUCUUCAAGGACUUCAAAUGCAAAGUUGUUGAGGUUUGCAGACUCUAGUAGAGUUUUCAAGGUCUGAAAAUGCAAAUUUAUAGAGAUUUGUAGACUCUGUAGAGGUUUGAAGGACUUUAAGUGCAAAGUUUUGAGGUUCAUAGACUCUUGUAGAGUUGUCAAGGUCUUUAAAUUCAAAGUUUUGAGGUUUAUGGACUCAUGAAGAGAUUUCAAGGACUUAAAGUUGUUGAGGUUUAAUUAGGUGUAACUUCAUUCCAAAACUGUUUAGGUUUAUAAAUUCUCAUGCAAUUCAGAUGCAAAGGUGUCCAUAGAAUGCUAUCUAUCCUGCCUACGUUCUUGAAGAGGCCUGUCCAUAGAAUGUGAUCUAUCCUGCCUACUUUCUUGAAAAGGCGUGUCCUUAGAUUGUGAUCUAACCUGCUUAUGUUCUUGAAGAGGUGUGACAGAAACUGGAUACAAACAAAACUGGUUGCUUCAGUAUGAUGUCAUUAAUGUUCUUCGCUUCAAAUGUUAACUUUAACAGAAUAAAUCGUCCCAAGUGGAACAAUUCAUAUUGUCACAGUUCAAUGAUUGCAUUUAUUUUUAAGGUCAGGAUUUAUUGACCUUUGUUUUAAAUUACAUAAGGCUAAAGCCUUUUGAUUGGAGGUUCUCUUUCACUCUCAAAUAAUUCGAUCAACAAUAAUUCCCACUGUACCCUGUUUACAACAAUGCAUCGGUUGGGGAUAAAAUGCUUCUUGUGAUAGCUUCUUGUUUGAAUGAUUUGUGACCUUAAUUGUUUAAGAAACAAUAUAUUUUGCCAAACUGACGAGUUCUGUGUUUUACUUAGAAGAUAUUUGUUCCUAUGUUUAACUUGGGGUAUUUAUUUUCCCUGUAACAUUUGAUGCAUGUAUUGUUUUAUACUCUUAACAUUCUGUACAAAUCAAUUAUCGUGACAUUCCUGUAGGUUUGGAGAUUAUUAAGUUAUAUGUUAUAAAGCUGACAAUUUAUUAUUUGCAAAUAUGUGUAAUGCGCACCAACUUUUUAAAAUUAAAAUUUCAGGUAAAAAACUGCACAUAAUACAUUGUUAAGUAUGAAUGAGCUAAGACUGUGUCUGCAUGUAGUGUUUCUUACUAAAUGUGUGCAAUAAUAUGAGGUCUGUUGCUUUCUCUUUAAAGUUCAACUUUAGGUUGAGAAUAUAGAUUAUGGUAAAAACAUUGAAGCAACUGUAUAAAGUGUGGUCUAAAAUCAGUAUUUAAAAAACCUGGUCUGUCUGGUCCAUGAUUGCCUUUCUGUAUGACAGUUAUAGCCAAGUAAGACUGUUAAAGUACUUAUAUUUGUUGACAUGAUUUUUCAACUAAAUGUCUUUGUCCAAAAAUUGUUUUGCAUUAAGCCUGUAAAACUAAGAAUAUUAAAGGCAGUGCAGUGUGUUAUUGAGGAUAUCAUAAUGUUUUUGACAGAGCAAUAAUUUGCCUUGAAAUAAUUUACUUUCAUUGAAGUCUGUAUGUGUUUAGUGGUUGGCUGUCUUUAAACUAUGCAGUUAUCAUAAUCAUCAUUUUUCCAUAAUGUGCAAUUGUGUUUUUAGGGCAUUUUUAUAGGGUUUUAUUUAUUUUAAACCAAAAUGGUUAAAUAUCUUAUGAGAUUUUAAUGGUCUGCUUUAAAGCUAUCGGCGCAUUUUGGAAACAGAUGAGAAUUUUCCAGAACGAUGCCAAUAAAUCUCAAUUCUGUUUCAUUUUAAAUGUAAGGGCAUGAAAGUUUUUAUGGUAGAUAACGUCUUGGUAAUAAUUUUCCAGGGAAAAAACUAAAAUUACCUCAAAAUGCUUUUGUUUUGUUUUAAAUUUUAAUUUAAGGUGUUUUCAGAGUUAAAUUAUACCAUAAGAAUAUUUUAUUUCAUUUCAUUUUUUACCUCUGUUAACAACAUUUAAUCUGAUAUUACUAUCUGUUUAAUGUACAAUAAGAAUUGAACAAAAAACGAUUGUAUGCAUGUUUUCAUUUCAGUACAGAUAAUAGUGGUGUUUCUUAUAGCUGGAAAGUUUUGAGUUUCAUGUUGUUUAUAUUAUGUCCUACUAUUCAUUUAAUUUCAUUUGAUUUAAUGUGAUAUAAUGUUACCAUUUAUUAUUAAACUAAAUAUCAAUUCCUUCUAAAGUGGAUGUGAUAUUUAUUUGUGUAAACUUAUGUUUAAAUAAUAACAAACUGUUUGUGCUUUAGCUAAUCAUUUUCCCCCAAGGACAACUGUUAUUAUUUGAUUGAUACACCCAGUGUUUGAAACCCUUUGGAAAACAAUUAAUCCUCAAUUUAAAAUAAGUCUUAUGAACUUUAAAAGUGUUAUUGUAAACACAUUCCCUGGGUUUGGAAUAAAUCAGUGUUUUUUUACCUGUAAGGUCAUGUUUCCAUUCCGCAUAUAUUGCAAUAUUUAUUUAUAUGGUGAAUACUCUUUAGCAUUUAAUUACUCUAAACUUCUCAAGGACUUAAACCGAAUGAACCCUCAUGAAACUUGAAAAAAGAGAUUUUAUUUGUCUUAGUCUCCCAUACUGAUUGCCCAUGUUUUAUGAUAAAAUAUCAUUUUUGUCUGAACAUAAGUCAAUAUGUUUUUCCUCUUAUGUAAUUGUAAUAAAGUUAAUUAAUGAUUAAGUUCACAACUCCAGCCUUACUUAUUAUGCCCCCCCCCCCUUCGAAGAAGAGGGGGUAUAUUGUUUUGCACAUGUUGGUUGGUCGGUCGUUCUGUCCAUCUGUCUGUCCACCAAAUGGUUUCCGGAUGAUAUCUCAAAAACGCUUACGCCUAGGAUCAUGAAACUUCAUAGGUACAUUGAUCAUGACUCGCAGAUGACCCCUAUUGAUUUCAGGUCACUAGGUCAAAGGUCAAAGUCAUGGUGACUAACCAGUAAAAUGGUUUACGGAUGAUAACUCAAGAACGCUUAAGCCUAGGAUCAUGAAACUUUAUAGGUACAUUGAUCAUGACUCGCAGAUGACCCCUAUUGAUUUUCAGGUCACUAGGUCAAGGUCACGGUGACUCGACACAGAAAAAUGGUUUCCGAAUGAUAACUCAAGAAUGCUUACGCAUUGGAUCAUGAAACUUCAUAGGUACAUUGAUCAUGACUCGCAGAUGACCCCUAUUGAUUUUCAGGUCACUAGGUCAAAGGUCAAGGUCAUGGUGAAUCAACACAGUUAAAUGGUUUCCGGAUGAUAACUCAAGAACGCUUAAACCUAGGAUCAUGAAACUUCAUAGGUACAUUGAUCAUCACUGGCAGAUGACGCCUAUUAAUUUUCAGGUCACUAGAUCAAAGGUCAAGGUCACGGUGACUCGAACCAGUAAAAUGGUUUCCGGAUGAUAACUCAACAACACUUAUGCCUAGGAUCAUGAAACUUCAUAGGCUUAUUGAUGAUGACUCGCACAUGACCCCUAUUGAUUUUCAGGUCACUAGGUCAAAGGUCAAGGUCACAGUGACAAAAAAUGUAUUCACACAAUGGCUGCCUCAACAACUGACAGCCCAUAUGGGGGGCAUGCAUGUAUUACAAACAGCCCUUGUUUCAAGGAUUAUUUUGCAAUUAUAAGCACAAGUAUACAAGAGCAUUAGUUUAAAUAAUGACAUGUGAAUGGUCUAUUAUUCACAUAACUAAGAAUUUAAACUUUAUUAAAUGUACAUGUGUAUUUGUGAAUAAUCCAUCUCAUACCCAGUGAAUGUUUUGUUUUUGUAACUAUGCUUAUAUUGUGUUUCUAAGUAUACUUACAAAAACAUUCAUAUUGAUAUCAUGUUUAUAUAUUAACAUACUAUUUCUUUAUGUGUCUUUGAAUAUGAAUACAUGUUUUGUGUCAGACAAUUUAAGUAUGAGAAAGGCUAACAAAGGCGACACAGUUAUUCACAUAUUCUAAGGUAAUGGUUAAUUAUUAUUAUUAUCUCUUAUUGACUUAAAAAAAUGGUUUCAAUUUUGGUGUUUUAAUAGUUACCUAGCAUUAAUUGGCGUCAAUAAAUGACUAUAUCAGCAACCUGUACUUAGUCAAGCUAUCAGCUUUUAAGUUUUAUAUUUCAAUCGUUAAAAACUUAUUUAUGGGUGAACCUUGUUUAAAUAUAAAUUUCCCCUUAAAAUUAACUUUAUUUUAGAUUUUUUAGGAACUUGAUUGAUAUUGUCUGUGCAUUAAAACAUGAAUUUUUACUUGUUUGCUGAAAUCUACUAGUCAUUUGUUUGUAAACCGUGUUUAGAGAUUAGAUGUUUCGUAAUUUGUUUGUUAACCGUAUUCGGAGAUGAGAUGUUUCAAGGAAGUGCUGGUUCUUAUGUGUUAUACAGGUAUUUUGCGUAGGAUUAAGGGAACUGUGUUACAAUAAGUUGCUCUGUGUUCGACUUGUUUGUAUAUUGACAAGUGUUUAAUGUUUUAAAUAAUUUAUGUUCGUUGGCGUUAAAUUUUGUUUUUUAUCAAAAGAUGUCUUUUAUGGACAUGUAAGUUUGGGGAAUGCUCAU